Symbiodinium sp. CCMP2592 is the source of this 4170-nucleotide messenger RNA. The record is from the annotation of a GenBank genome assembly. Lineage: Eukaryota; Dinophyceae; Suessiales; Symbiodiniaceae.
AUGCCCGUAGUGGGUGACCGCGUGCAAAUUCAUGGCAACGGCAGUCCACCAGCAAGCCAGGAGGCAUUGCUUGGAACCGUCCGCUUCGUGGGCGAUCUCGAGGCCGCCUUUGCCCCCGGCGAGUGGGUCGGCGUGGAGCUGGACCGCCAGGUCGGCAAGCACAAUGGCAGCGUGAAGGGCAGGACGUACUUCGAGUGUGAACCAGGGCACGGGCUGUUCGUUCGCCCACACUCGUUGACCAAAGUCUCCGUCGAGCCAGUCAAAUCGGGACAAUCUCCACGAGCAGCCCAGCAGGGGCUGGAGACCUUGCAGGCUGUGAGAUCACAGGCCCGUUCUGACUUCGCCUCAGAAGUGGACACGAUGCGCAGACUCCUCGGCGGUCCAGGUGGCGAGGCGGCGUUGGACCUGAAGACAUCUUUAGAGACCCUGCAGGUGCGAUUGGAACAACUUGAGACGAAGGUUCAGCACUUGAGCGAGCAUUUGGAAGCACGAAUGAUGGGCAUGCUGAACUCCAAAGUUGAGGAAGUGGCAGCCAGCAUUCGCAUCACAGUGGGGGCCAACGCACCUAGCGGCAAGGACCCACCGGGCAUCGGCCCCAUGGGCGACACCCAAGCCGAGAACAGUCCCAAGAAGGACCAUGCACCGAAGCAAACUCUUCGUGAGAAGUUUCGCCUCGCCGACACGAAGUACGACGCAGUGAUCGCGAUGCUGCAACGAGAUGAAGAUGAACAGAUGCAGUAUGCAAAGGCACUGGAAUUCUCCGGUGGAGAAGCAGCCUUAGAGACUUAUCAGACCGUCAGCAAAAGCCUCGAACGGCAGUAUGGUUUGGAAGAUGAGACGAAAGGUCUUCUUUCUGCUGGUGAGCGUCGGGCUCGAAGCAUCAAGGUGAACUUCCAACCCUUCUUUGCAACGCUCGACGAGCUCUUUGAAUUUGCAAACAAGCACAAGCACCACUUCUUCGACCUAGUUGAAAGGGUGGCGAAAAAGACGAGGGCCACUUUCUUCAAUCCGGAGUUGAAAGACCAAGUCCGCUGUGUCUCUAAAGCCAAAUUCAAGUACGUGGAUAGCGCCGGCAGAAUCGAGUGGCACAGACUCACCGACAUCGUGCGAGACACGCUGAGCUACGAGAACUUGACGGACAUGUACGACGGACUCCAGCUCAUUGAGAAGGACGACAGCGUUGAAAUCGUGGAGUUCAACGACCGGUAUCAAACUCCAUUGCAUGGUGGGUAUCGCGAUCUGCAGCUCACACUUCGGGUUCAAGGCGGCUUGGUCUGUGAGCUUCAGCUGAGCACGAAGUACAUGCUCUUCACGAAGGAGACCAGCGGCCACAGGGCCUUCGAGAUCAAGAGACAACUCGUUGCCGACGUAGCUGCGAACAACGAGAAGGGAUGUCGGGACACGCUGGACUGGGCCAAGAAAGAUGCCGGGUCAGUUAUUCGCGUCCUGAAUGAUUGCGAGAACCCGUUGCUCCACAAGGCGGCUGCGCAGGGCAACUCCGAUAUGCUGCAGCUCUUCAUAAGGCAUGGGGCGGAUGUGAACCUCCAGGCCAAGGAUACUCAGCGCACAGCCCUGCACGAGGCGAUGGACCAGGGCCAUGCUUGCGCGGCCUGGGCCCUCAUCUCUGAGGGCGCUCGACAAGAUGUCAAGGAUGCGCGGGGCCAGACGGCCCUGUUGCUGGGACUCUUGCGGCAGCGUGUGCGUCCAGAGAGCGAGACGGUGGCAAGGUGCGUCUGCAUGCUGUCACAGAGGUUGGGCGUGAAGGAACUGCGAUCGGCCAAGGAGAAUUUCCAGCACACUGUGAAAGAACGAUGGAAGAACAGUUCCGACCUGGUAACGGCGGCCUUCGAUGGCAACGAGGACAAGGUCGUCGAACUGCUGCGCAACUGGAUGAACCCAAACAGCAAGACAGAGGACGAGAAGCACGCGUUGCACAUGGCCUUGGCUCAAGGCCACGCUGCCGUGGUAAGGCAGCUGCUGAUUUUCAAGGCAGAUAUUUGGCUGGAGGAGAGCGGCAGAGGCAAUGCCGUAGAUGUCGCCAUCGAGCUUGCAAAAGCAAAGAAACCCGACUGUCUCAAGCUCCUGGUCAACCUCCACGAGCAGUACAAGGACGACCAGAGCGCUAAAGGUUUGACCUUCUUGGCGUCGGUGAUGAAGCACGGUACGGCGAAGCAGGUCGAACUGCUCGUCCACAACGUGACCAUACAGCAAGAAAUCGCCAACGACGUUCCUGCGGCUCUUCGUUUUCUGGAGCAGCUGAAGGCGGACCGUGCACCGAAGUCACAAGGCAGUGCACGUUUGCGGGAGCAGUUCGGCCUGACGGACUCCAAGUACGACGAGAAGAUCGAAUUACUGGAUCGAGAAGAUAACACAGAAGCCCAGUAUGCAAAAGCCCUGGAAAUCUGCGGAGGGGAGGAAAAUCUGACACACUUCGCGGGACUCAGAAAGCAGCUGCAGAGCCUGUUUGGCUACAGUUUGCGCGAGGAGAAGCGAGAUCUCAUCAUUGCUGCCGGCGAACGUGUCGCCCGCACCUGUAGUCUCAAGGUAAACUUCCAACCCUUCUUUGCUACACUGGAUGAGCUCCUCGAGUUUGCGCACGAGCACAAACAGAACUUCUUCGACCUCGUCGACAGGGUUGCGCAAGCCACUAAGGGUACCUGCUUCAAGCCCCCACUGAAAAGCAAAGCACGCUGCGAGUCCAGGGCAAUGUUUAAGUAUGUGGACAGCGCCGGCAACAUCGAAUGGCACAGACUGACUGACAUCGUUCGAGACACGCUCAGCUAUGACAACCUGGAUGACAUGUUCGAUGGACUAAGGCUCAUCGACGAGGACAAAAGCGUUGAAAUUGUGGAGUUCAACGACAGGUAUCAGACACCAUUGGAUGGUGGAUAUCGCGACCUCCAGCUCACACUUCGGGUGCAAGGUGGAUUGGUCUGCAGGCUGCAACUCACCACAAAGUUUAUGCUCUUCAUUAAGGAGUCGAGUGGACUCAGAUUGUUCGAGAUCAAGAGGCAGCUCAUGGCCGAUCUAGCUGCCAACAACGAGCUGGAGUGCCGGAAGACGCUCCACUGGGCUGGACAGGAUGCGGAGGCCAGUCUGAAGGAGGACUGGAAGCCUCUCCUGCACAAGGCAGCGGCGCAGGGCAACGCCUGCAUAGUGCAGCUCUUCCUUCUUCACGGAGCGGAUGUGAACCUCAGGGAGAGGAGUACUGAGCGCACAGCCCUGCACGAGGCGAUCUCUCAGGGCCACGCCUGUGCGGCAUGGGCCCUGAUCUCGGCGGGUGCGAAGCAAGACGCCAAGGAUGCGCAGGGGCACACGGCCCUCUUGCUCGGACUCUUGCAGCAACGUCAGGAUCCCGAGAGCGAGGCUGUGGGGAGGUGUGUCUCCAUGUUGUGGCAGAAGCUGAGCGUGGAGGAGCUGCGCCGAGUCAAAGAAGAGUUGAGCAUGGAGGUGCGAAGACGGCUGGUGAACAGCUCGGAGCUUGUAGUUGCGGCCUACGACGGCAACGUGCAAAAGGUAGUCGAACUGCUGCGCAAUUGGGCCAACCCGAACAGCGCCACCAACGAUGGGAGGCAUGCGCUCCACCGAGCGCUGGCUCAAGGCCAUAUCGAGGUGGCCGUGCAGCUCCUGACCUACAAGGCAGAUAUUUGGCUGGAGGAGAACCAAAAGACUGCCUUGGACAUCGCCAUCGAGCUUACAAACGCAAGCGAAGAACCCGCUUGUCUCGAACUCCUGGUCGACCUCCACGAGCCGUACAAGGCCGCACAAUUCGCUUCGGUGGAGGACAACAAAAGCGAUGCACGUUUUCUGGGGUUGAUGAUAGAGCACGGCCACACAGACUUCUUGAAGAAGCUCCUUGCCAAGGGCGUGGAGAAAGAUGCCAGAGGCGAGGAUGGAAGCACCGCACUUAUGGUUGCGGCCAGGGAGGGCAAGACGGAUUCUCUCACCGAGCUCCUGGAGAGAGGUGCAGAGAAGGACAGUCAAGACAACGACGGCCACACCGCACUGAUGCUGGCGAUGCAGAGUGGCCAUCAGGAGUGCUUCAAGGAGCUCCUUGACCGGGGCGCCAAAACGGGCCUGAAGAACAACGCUGGCAAGACCGUGUUCGAGCUGUCCGCCCACAACACGAAGUUCCAGAAAUUGCUGGGUCCGACAGCCCUCGAGGCUUGA